Molecule: messenger RNA, 2073 nt
Organism: Alosa sapidissima (American shad)
Lineage: Eukaryota; Metazoa; Chordata; Actinopteri; Clupeiformes; Clupeidae
Gene: c1qtnf2
Product: C1q and TNF related 2
Exons: 3
Coding region: 530-1471 (313 amino acids)
Molecular function (GO): protein binding
Source: RefSeq, a predicted model, not a curated record
UUUGGGAACUGUGCGUCGCCUUGUAAGCUGUGGCGUUGUAUGUUCAUUGCCUUAGCUUUGUUAAAAAAAAAAGUGCUUGACAUCUGGCGUAGCUCGUUCGACUGAAUACAACUAGGGACGUCUUGGAAUUGUGUUCUAAUGCAUUGCUACAACGCCCCGAGAUCUGAGAACUUUUAAAACAUGUCAGGGCAGAACAUUCGAGGGAGAGAGUUGAGUGAGUACACGUGUAGGCUAAGAAAUCAAUACGAUUUUAUUAAUUUAACACAUUAGAUAUGUGAUUAGACAGUGUUUUGUAUAUGUUGGUAAACUGUUAUUCCCCGCCAGGUUGGAACAAAUUUGCGAUUACAUCAUGGUGAAAGUAUUGCCAGGGAGAGUAUUAUCGCUGUGGUAAAACAGAUUGAGAGGGUUUGUGUACAGUGUGGUUGAGUAGGGGGAAAGCAAUCAUGUUCAGCUUAGUGUAGAGAAAGAAAUCGCUGCAAUCUAUUUUCCAUAACAAUCUCCUGUUAAAUUAGCUCAUAGCCUUGUCAUUAUGGAUCUACUGACGAGUUUUGGUCGGGAUAUUCCAUGCAGUCCUCGAACAUUGAUUGGCACCAUACUCCGGCUUUGCAUAGCUGUGUGCAUACUGCCUCCCAUCUCCUCUGACAUGCUGUCAUACAAGAGAGGACGCAACUUCACCAUUCAAUCCUCCCAGCUGGUGUGCAGUUAUCCAGGCCCCCAGGGGCCUCCAGGUCAACCAGGGGCCUUUGGGCCUCCUGGCGUCAUGGGCAGGAUGGGCUCUCCAGGAAAGGAUGGCCAGGAUGGGAAGGAUGGGGAGAAGGGAGAGAAGGGGGAGACAGGAGAUGCUGGUCGACCUGGAAAUCCUGGAAAGCCUGGAACCAAAGGCCGUCUGGGGAUAGUGGGGAAAGCAGGACCCAGGGGCCUCAAAGGUGUGCGAGGGGCCCUGGGUCUGGCUGGUGUGAGAGGAGGCAAAGGGGACACUGGAGACCCAGGAGAAGCUGGAGCCAUGGGAGGGUGCAGCUGUGGAUCAAGGGGACGGUCUGCCUUCUCUGUUGCAGUAACAAAGAGUUACCCAAAGGAGCGCUUGCCCAUCCGGUUUAACCGCAUCCUGAUGAAUGAAGGGGGCCACUACAAUGCCAGCAGCGGCAAGUUUGUAUGUGCCAUUCCAGGUGUGUAUUACUUCACAUAUGACAUCAAUUUGGCCAACAAACACUUGGCAAUUGGAUUAGUACACAAUGGUCAAUAUAAAAUCAGGACCUUUGAUGCUAACACGGGCAAUAACGAUGUGGCAUCGGCGUCAACAAUUUUACGUCUGAAGAAGGAUGACCAAGUUUGGCUGCAAAUUUUCUACUCAGAACAGAAUGGUUUAUUUUUUGACCCAUACUGGACAGACAGUCUCUUCACGGGAUUUCUCAUUUACGCUGACCAGGACUUUGAUGUGGAGAGCCAAACAGCUGAUGAAGGAUCCAGAUGAUGUUGUGAAUGGCAUACUUUAGGAAAUGAUCAGUAGAGUGUAAUAUGCAGUAAAUGAAACUUUGCACUGUCAGUGUAUCAUACAACAACAGAUUUGCUUUUUGCUUACUAAAAAGUGUUGUGAUUUUAAUAGACCUACUUUUUAAUAAGUAUAAUCUUGUUAGGACUGGCAGCAUACAUUGCUGCAUCGUUAAAACACUUGCUAAUAGAAGUAUUAUUUUAUGUUGGACUAAAUGUCACUGCAGUAAUUACAUGAAGACAUGUCCCCAUAUUAUGUCCAAAUUUUAAAUAGCAUAAUCAUUCUUUUCACAAAUAACACUCUAUAAACAUGCCUGCUUAGAUAUUGUGUUUUUCUUGUCUAGGCUUAUGCUGUUAAUAUUUUGAAGCAGCCUAAUCAUUUUAAACAUCCUAUUGCAAGUCCAAAAGGCUGUUAGGCCUAUUGUAUUUUUGGACAAAUCACAAAAGCUGUGUCUGAGAAAAAAAGACGGACACAAUUAAUAAUUCUACAUACUGGAAACUAUAUUUCUGCCACAUUUGUUGCCACAUGGACUCUCUCUCCUCCCACUCCCCUGACUUUGUAAAGUAAAACUCUUAAUAGUUGAA